AUGAAGCUUUUUAUGACUCUGCCCUUGGCCUUCACUGCACUGGUGAUCAGCACCCCAACCAAACUAGGCAGCCGAUCCGAUCUGGGCAAAGUGCAAGACGCACUUGAAGCUCGUCAAGGCAGUCUAGUUCAAACAUUGGUAUCACCUCCACCAGCAGCAGCACCUACACCAGCACCUGCCUGCACCUGUCCUAAGAUUCUCGGACGUUGCAUCGUGGAUGCUUCUUGUAAUUUUAUCGUUGUAUGGAGUUCUCUAUCGUUUUAUGUAGAGCUUAAGCUCGACCGAUAUAUUCAAGUUAGAUUGAAAAUCUCUUUAUAA
Messenger RNA from Bipolaris maydis ATCC 48331, 318 nucleotides. Lineage: Eukaryota; Fungi; Ascomycota; Dothideomycetes; Pleosporales; Pleosporaceae. The record is from RefSeq and is a predicted model, not a curated record.